UAACCGAAUGGAAAACCGACUUAACGAUAUUAGGACCUACGUGCAAAGACUGGCAGCCGUUCUCGAUCCUGGAGAACUUAUACUCUUAGACUGCGAUCAAGUAACUCUUCAAGUGGCUGACCAAGAAGUCUCCGAAAAUAUUGUUAUACCUGAAAGAAAGAC
This is a messenger RNA of Racocetra fulgida, 162 nucleotides long. Lineage: Eukaryota; Fungi; Glomeromycota; Glomeromycetes; Diversisporales; Gigasporaceae. The record is from the annotation of a GenBank genome assembly.